Messenger RNA from Chrysochloris asiatica (Cape golden mole), 1137 nucleotides. Its product is annotated as solute carrier family 35 member G3-like. The record is from RefSeq and is a predicted model, not a curated record. Lineage: Eukaryota; Metazoa; Chordata; Mammalia; Afrosoricida; Chrysochloridae. The coding region runs from base 78 to 1097 and encodes 339 amino acids. The transcript has 2 exons.
AACCAGGUCAUAAUGGCUGGAGCUCUGAAGGGCUCAGGUCCCCUGAGCCAGGAGAAGAGGAGGAAGUCCAAGGAAAGAUGGCUGGCAGUCACCCCUACUUCAACCUGCCUGACUUCACCCAGCCAUCACCGCCUUCCACUCCACCCAACCUCCCCCCAAGCCAACGCUGCCGCCCCUCUGAUGCCACCAAGGGCCUGCUCGUGGCCCUGCUAGGUGGGGGUCUGCCUGCUGGCUUCGUGGGACCCUUCUCCCGUAUGGCUUACCAGGCUUCCCAUUUGCCCUCACUGGAGCUACUCAUCUGUAGGUGCCUCUUCCACCUCCCCAUUGCUCUGCUACUUAAACUGCGUGGUGACCCACUGUUGGGACCUUCUGAUGUCCGGGGCCGGGCCUGCCUCCACGCCAUACUCAACGUUCUCAGCAUUGGAUGUGCCUACAGUGCAGUGCAGGUGGUGCCAGCUGGCAAUGCUGCCACUGUUCGCAAAGGUUCUUCCACUGUCUGCUCUGCUCUCCUUGCCCUCUGCCUGGAGAGCCAGGGUCUCAGUGGCUAUGACUGGUGUGGAUUGUUGGGCAGCACCCUGGGACUAAUCAUCAUUGUGGGACCUGGCCUAGGAACACUGCAGGAGGGGACCACAGGCCUUUACACUGCCAUGGGUUAUGUGCUGGCUUUCCUGGGGGGCCUGGCACUAUCACUGGGGCUUCUAGUAUAUCGCUCACUGCACUUCCCCUCCUGUCUACCGACAGUGGCCUUCUUGUUUGGCCUGGUUGGACUGGUGGGCUCUGUGCCAGGCCUCUUUGUGUUGCAGACCCCCGUCCUGCCCAAUGACCCCUUGAGUUGGAGCUGUGUGGGGGCAGUGGGGAUCCUUGCCCUCGUCUCUUUUGUGUGUGUGAGCUAUGCAGUCACUAAGGCCCACCCUGCGCUGGUGUGUGCUGUCCUGCACUCUGAAGUGGUGGUGGCCCUGAUGCUGCAAUAUUAUGUACUCUAUGAGACAGUGGCACCUUCUGACAUCAUGGGGGCAGGAGUUGUGUUGGGCAGCAUCGCCAUCAUCACUGCCCAGAACCUCAGCUGUGAGAAGGAGGAGAAGAAAGAGGAGGAAUAAGAUCGAAUUUGAGUGCCUGGGGGUGGGGUGGGGGGCAGGG